Melanotaenia boesemani (Boeseman's rainbowfish) is the source of this 2610-nucleotide messenger RNA. Its product is annotated as gastrula zinc finger protein XlCGF57.1-like. Gene Ontology annotation, biological process: negative regulation of transcription by RNA polymerase II; regulation of immune system process; regulation of cytokine production. Bases 333 to 2453 code for a protein of 706 amino acids. The record is from RefSeq and is a predicted model, not a curated record. Gene Ontology annotation, molecular function: RNA polymerase II cis-regulatory region sequence-specific DNA binding; DNA-binding transcription factor activity. The transcript is spliced from 2 exons. NCBI's taxonomy places the organism in Eukaryota, Metazoa, Chordata, Actinopteri, Atheriniformes, Melanotaeniidae.
UGGUAGAAGAAGGAGUUCCCUGCAAAUGUGGUCUUGACAAGCAGGACUUGGAGCAUCUCUCCAUAAAACAGGAACCAAAGGAUCUAUGGCCCAAUCAGGAUAAGUGAUGGAAGAUGGAAUGACGACAGGGCACAUAGGGCAGGUGUAAACAGUGACGUGGAGUGUAACACUGCCAGAAAAUCCCUCAGCUGCUCUGAAUGUGGUGAAGAGGUUCACCUCUCUAGAGACAUUUAACAAAGAAACCUUUAUUUAAACCAUACAAGAUGUUUUAAAGUGAUGCAAAAUGUAAACUUGCAGGAAAGUGUCGACACAUGUAAAAACUGUUAAAUUUAAUGUUUAUGUCAACAUCAAAAAUCUGUGGUAAAAUGACUGAAUGUGGACAAAGAUUUAGUCAAAAGACAAACUUAAACAAACACAUGAGAAUCCACAGAGGAGAAAAACCAUUCAACUGUGAUGAAUGUGGACAGAGAUUUAGUCACAAGUCAAGCUUAGACCGACACAUGAGAAUCCACACAGGAGACAAACCAUUCAGCUGUGAUGAAUGUGGACAGAGAUUUAGUCAAAAGUCAAACUUAGACAGACACAUGAGAAUCCACACAGGAGACAAACCAUUCUGCUGUGAUGAGUGUGGACAAAGAUUUAUUGCACAGGGGGACUUAAACAAACACAUGAGAAUCCACACAGGAGACAAACCAUUCAGCUGUGAUGAAUGUGGACAGAGAUUUAGUCAAAAGUCAACCUUAAACCAACACAUGAGAAUCCACACAGGAGACAAACCAUUCUGCUGUGAUGAGUGUGGACAAAGAUUUAUUGCACAGGGGGACUUAAACAAACACAUGAGAAUCCACACAGGAGACAAACCAUUCAGCUGUGAUGAAUGUGGACAAAGAUUUAGUCAAAAGACAAACUUAGACCGACACAUGAGAAUCCACACAGGAGACAAACCAUUCAGCUGUGAUAAAUGUGGACAGAGAUUUAGUCACAAGUCAAGCUUAGACCGACACAUGAGAAUCCACACAGGAGACAAACCAUUCAACUGUGAUGAAUGUGGACAAAGAUUUAGUCACAAGUCAAGCUUAAACCAACACAUGAGAAUCCACACAGGAGACAAACCAUUCAGCUGUGAUGAGUGUGGACAAAGAUUUAGUCGCAAGACAAGCUUAAACCAACACAUGAGAAUCCACACAGGACAGAGACCGUUUCCUUGUGAGGUUUGUGGUGAAUUAUUUAGUCAAAAGACAAACUUAGACCGACACAUGAGAAACCACACAGGAGACAAACCAUUCAGCUGUGAUGAGUGUGGACAAAGAUUUAGUCGCAAGACACACUUAAACCAACACAUGAGAAUUCACACAGGAGAAAAACCAUUCAGCUGUGAUGAGUGUGGACAAAGAUUUAGUCGCAAGACAAACUUAAACCAACACAUGAGAAUUCACACAGGAGACAAACCAUUCAGCUGUGAUGAAUGUGGACAAAGAUUUAGUCAACAGACACACUUAAACAGACACAUGAGAAUUCACACAGGAGACAAACCAUUCAGCUGUGAUGAAUGUGGACAAAGAUUUAGUCACAAGACACACUUAAACCAACACAUGAGAAUUCACACAGGAGACAAACCAUUCAACUGUGAUGAAUGUGGACAAAGAUUUAGUCAACAGACACACUUAAACAGACACAUGAGAGUUCACACAGGAGACAAACCAUUCAGCUGUGAUGAAUGUGGACAAAGAUUUAGUCAAAAGACAAGCUUAAACCGACACAUGAGAAUCCACACAGGAGACAAACCAUUUAGCUGUGAUGAAUGUGGACAAAGAUUUAGUCAAAAGACAAGCUUAAACCGACACAUGAGAAUCCACACAGGAGACAAACCAUUCAGCUGUGAUGAAUGUGGACAAAGAUUUAGUCACAAGACAAGCUUAAACCAACACAUGAGAAUCCACACAGGAGACGAACCAUUCAGCUGUGAUGAAUGUGGACAAAGAUUUAGUCACAAGACACACUUAAACAGACACAUGAGAGUUCACACAGGAGACAAACCAUUCAGCUGUGAUGAAUGUGGACAAAGAUUUAGUCAAAAGACAAGCUUAAACCAACACAUGAGAAUCCACACAGGAGACAAACCAUUUAGCUGUGAUGAAUGUGGACAAAGAUUUAGUCAAAAGUCAAGCUUAAACCAACACAUGAGAAUCCACACAGGAGACAAACCAUUCAGCUGUGAUGAAUGUGGACAACGAUUUAGUCAAAAGACAAGCUUAAACAAACACAUGAGAAUCCACACAGGAGACAAACCAUUCAGCUGUGAUGAAUGUGGACAAAGAUUUAGUCAAAAGUCAAGCUUAAACCAACACAUGAGAAUCCACACAGGACAGAGACCGUUUCCUUGUGAGGUUUGUGGCGAAUUAUUUAGAUGGCGUGUCUCUUUAAAAGGACACUUGCGUGUCCACACAAAAUAGAAACGACGCAAAGUGCAAAAUUUUGCUACUAAUAUGUAAACAAUGUUGUUUACAGUGUAAAUAUGAGCUGGUUAGAGGAACUUCAAGGGGGUAUUCUACGGUGGUGAUACACUGUGGUGUCUCUUCAGUACCCACCAUUGACCUUGACUUGAAAAUU